This is a messenger RNA of Topomyia yanbarensis, 1988 nucleotides long. It is a transcript of the gene Faa, whose product is annotated as fumarylacetoacetase. Gene Ontology annotation, molecular function: fumarylacetoacetase activity. Gene Ontology annotation, biological process: L-tyrosine catabolic process; L-phenylalanine catabolic process; homogentisate catabolic process. Bases 247 to 1491 code for a protein of 414 amino acids. The transcript has 4 exons. The record is from RefSeq and is a predicted model, not a curated record. Lineage: Eukaryota; Metazoa; Arthropoda; Insecta; Diptera; Culicidae.
CAGCCGGUUUAAACAAACGAAGACCCGUCGAAAGAAACCACUGCGAAAACAACCUGUUGCUAGCGAUAAGCCAAGUUAAAUAUUCGAAUCAUUUCAGUCCCCCGCAGAACUCGUAGCGCGCAACAUCAUAUCGUUUUAACUUAUCUCGUUUGUUUCGUUGCUAUUCUGCUCGGCUGCAAUUGUGCUACCGAAAACGCCGCGGGUUUCUUCUAUCAUACAAUUAAAUUGAUUAUCAAUUGUUCCAACAUGAAAUCGUUUGUAGUUGUUCCUGAAAAUAGUGACUUUCCUAUCCAGAAUCUACCCUACGGAGUUUUUUUCACAAAGGAAAAGUCUGAACAUCGCCUAGGAGUGGCCAUCGGGGAACACGUUCUCGACCUUAGUGCCGUCAAACAAUUCUACCCGGAAAAGUAUCACGAUGCACUCAUUUCAAACGUCCUCAAUCCACUGAUGAGCCUUGGUUACGAUGCCUGGGAAGAAGUUCGACGAAUUACACAGAAUCUUCUUUUGGAAGGUUCUGCACUGCAUGGUGACACGAUCCUUCAGCAAAUGGCGUUGAUACCGCUGAGGACAGUUCAGAUGCAUCUUCCAGCCAACAUUGGUGACUAUACCGACUUUUACUCAUCUAUUCACCACGCAACCAACGUUGGAGUCAUGUUUCGAGGUAAAGACAAUGCAUUAAUGCCCAACUGGAGGCAUCUCCCGGUUGGUUAUCACGGUAGAGCUAGCUCGGUGGUCGUAUCCGGAACUCCUAUCCGACGCCCACUAGGCCAGACACUGCCCGUAGAUGGAGCUGAUCCGGUGUUCGGCCCAUGUCGUUUAUUUGAUUUCGAACUUGAGAUGGCAUUUUUUAUCGGUGGACCACCAACCCAACUUGGAGAUCGAGUGACCGUCAAUGACGCUGCCAAACGCGUAUUUGGGUUUGUUCUGAUGAAUGAUUGGAGUGCUCGAGAUAUUCAAAAAUGGGAAUACGUUCCACUGGGACCGUUUACUGCAAAGAAUCUCGGAACAACAAUUUCUCCAUGGGUUGUUCCCGUCGCUGCCUUGGAGCCAUUCAAAGUGGAUAAUUUCCCACAGGAACCGAAACCUUUUCCCUAUCUGAACCAUGAGCAGAACUUUAACUUCGACAUCAAACUAGAAGUAGAUAUUAAACCUGCUAAAGGCGUCGCUACGACGGUAUGUCGCUCCAACUAUCGCAACCUAUAUUGGACAGCGUUGCAGCAAAUUGCUCAUCACACUGUAACCGGAUGCAAUCUGAAUCCGGGCGACCUUAUGGCAUCGGGAACGAUUAGUGGAGACACGGCAGACUCGUUUGGAUCCAUGCUGGAACUGAGUUGGAAGGGCACCAAGGCGAUCAGUCUUCUUGGUGGAGAAUCUAGGAAAUUUCUGCAGGAUAAUGAUGAAGUCGUUGUACGUGGUUUUUGCUGCAACGAUGAUAUUAGAAUCGGUUUUGGAACAUGCAGUGGAGUUGUAUUGCCAGCCAUACCAUUGUAAAGAGUUAUUGAACAGUGUCAUUUCAACGCUAAAUUAACAACAUCAGUGUUUACAAUUAUAUUGUGGCGCAAAGUAGGUCAAAAAAUGCUUUUUUGCGAAACACCAAUUUUAAAAUAUGUUAAACAUAUUGUUUGUUUCUAGUUACUGUACAGUUCGAGACUUUCUGAAAAAGCUAAACUUUUGUUUAUAAUCUAAUUAAUGCUGGAAGAUCCAUAAUCGUUUCAUAAAUGACGUAAAACUCAACCACAAGCAAUGUUAUUCGAAUAUUUCUACGUUAAGGGGUUACACCACUAGAAUUUUAAAUAAAUCGAUAUAUUUUUAUUGGUCUAAGAUGUGACUUGAGACUUGAUAAUAAUGUACCAAAAAUCGAAGGCGACUUUAAUUGUUAAAUGUUCCAAUUUUCAAUUCUAAAAUUUACCCGGGUUUUUCUCGAAACCACAUUUUAGCUGGUCGAAAACAUAACUCAAACAAAUGAUAUUUGAUCGUUUUGAAAUUUU